AUGCCCGCUCCAACAGACGUCAGCCAGCUUCGCGCUUUUCUCGGACUCAUCAACUUCUACGGCAAUUUCGUCAAGGAUCUGCACGAUCUUCGCGCUCCGCUAGACGCCCUUACGAAGAAGGAUGCUGUCUACAAGUGGUCACCGGAGUGCAAAACUUCCUUCAAUAAGAUCAAGGCAACACUCAGCUCGGAUCUCCUGCUGGACUGGCGAUUUGAGGCGGGACGCGGGGGCGGCUCUAGCGCGAUUCACAAGGAAGAGGGGAUAGCCAGUCUACGGGAGGUGGGCGCAAGGCCUGCUUCAGCGAGGGCGUGGGGGGCACGGAUUCUACUGCAACUACGUUUCCACGAUCAGAGUAGGUCGGUGCGUCAACACGAAGGAUUUCGGGCAGGUGGACGCUCUCUCUCGUCUUAUAGCGUCGCACUCGUCAAUACCGGAAGAUUACGUCAUCGCCUCCGUCGACGCCGAUGUCACUGCCGAGUUCACAGAAAACUGUCGACAUCUUCCAGUAUCUGCCGAAUCCAUCCGGACCGCUACGAAAGCCGAUCGACUGAGCCAAGAAGUGAUCGACUACACGAAAUCCGGAAAAUGGCCCAAAGUCAACCGCGACUCUCCUUUAUGGCACUACUAUAA
This is a messenger RNA of Cooperia oncophora, 630 nucleotides long. The record is from the annotation of a GenBank genome assembly. Lineage: Eukaryota; Metazoa; Nematoda; Chromadorea; Rhabditida; Trichostrongylidae.